CUGAAGAGAUUCCCAAGACCCUGAUAGUUAACAGGAAUGACAAUAUAGUCACCAUUUACUCUGCCUUAUUUUGUUCCAAACAUCUUUCUUUCAUUUACAGCAAACAAAAUGUGAAGUUUCAAUACUUUACAAUAAGGUUUUAUUGGUUAACAUUCGAUAAAGGCACGAAAAAUAAAACUGACAUCAUUUAGUGACCCUCAGGUUGUUUCUUUCUUCUGUUGAACACAAAAGAAGAUCAUUCUGAGGAAUACAGGUAGCCAAACAGAGUUGGCGUUGACUUCCAUGGCAUGGAAAAAAAGGGGGAUAACCAGUUGGGACCAUCAAGUGUUUGGUUACUCAUAUUCUUCAAAAAUAUCUUCUCUUGUAUUCAGCAGAAGAAAGAAAUUCAUACAGAUUUGGUACAAUGUUGGGGUGAGCUAUCCCUUUAAGUACAUUAGUUAACAUUAACUACACUAUUUAUUCAUUUUAGCAUUUUAGCAUACAUUUUUAAGAUUAACCGUUGUAUUUGUUAGCAUGAACACGAUCUAAAAAUAACAGAAGUUCUGAUAAUUGGUCGUUUAUAACAUAUUUACUUAUGCUAACUAAUGAAACCUAAUUGUAAAGUGUUAUCGAAGAUUAAACGUUACCAAUAUGUUGAAGACUAUUCAAGCUCUUUUCCAUAUCACGAAAUUAAUUGUGACUUCGGGAAAAUCUGAGCUAUAAAGAGGACAAGGUCUAAAUUAGACAAAAAAAAACAGUAUAUGAAAACACUAGUAUGUCUGAAUUCAUACUAUUUAUAAAACAGUCGCCCAGAUGACUAACUACUUCCAUCAAGGUUCAGGGGUGCACAUGCAAUGCAUAAAGUUAUUACCCAUGAGGCCACAGAAAGGGAAUCGUGAAUGGCGGGAAUAGGAUGCAACUAAUUCACUAUAGGUCUGUCACGGUGUGGUUUACAACUUUAAUCAUUCACAUAUAAAGAAAUAAUACCUCGGGCAGGUACAGGCAGAUAAACGAAACCACACGUGAUAUAGACAAAGUCAGACAAGCUGAAUACAAACAACAGGACUUAAAUACACGUAAAUACUUAAUAAACGAGACACAGCUGAACACGAUAAGACAGUUAACUAAACGUAGGUCACACGGGGCACACGGCACGAGACAAAAACAACAACCAAAAGGAGUCCACGUGUGACAAGGUCACAUGACGAUGACAACGUGGCAAAUUACAUUACAUUACAUUGUUUCUGUCCAGAGGUAGUGCCUACUAAGACAGUAUGCCGUCAAAGAUGGGGGAAAUGCAUAUCUAUAUUUAUGUAUUUAAUCCCAUGUUAUUAACCAGUGUCUUUACUACUGACUUUCGAUGAUCCAAUUCGACCUUGCUAUGCCAAAACGGCACAUUUGUGUUUCAUUUUUGUUAUCGGUGAAUAUAUGGUGUGCCCUCAACUGUACAGAUGUGAAUGUACAUCUCAUUCUACCUGAGUUGUAUUCAUUAAACAGAAAGACCUAUGGGACAGCCCCUAGUCACUAUAUGGUUUUGUUAUACGGAGAAGAGCAGCAUUUCUCAGUUUCUUUUUGUCCGCGUUUCUGUGGAUUCGACCAUAAGCUAUUACCAGAUGCUAACAUAAACAUAAAGAGCUCUUAUUCGCAGUGUAUGCCGCUUCAUCCUUCACAGGUAUGAAUGGAAUGGCCCCAGGUUCUACAGGAAGCACUUAUGGGACUCAGAUGGGUGUGAUGAAUUCGGGCCAGCAGGCCCCUCCACCCUACCCGGGGCAGGGCCAGGUUGGGCAGCCCGCUCUGCAGCAGCCCUCCACCCCUAUAUUUGUGGCUCCUCCGCCCAAACCACAGCGACUGCUCCAUUCUGAGGCUUACCUGAGAUACAUAGAAGGACUCAGCGCUGAGUCCAAUACUGUCAGCAAAUGGGACCAAACGCUCUCCGGUGAGUAA
Messenger RNA from Puntigrus tetrazona (Sumatra barb), 1923 nucleotides. RefSeq names its product protein polybromo-1-like. NCBI's taxonomy places the organism in Eukaryota, Metazoa, Chordata, Actinopteri, Cypriniformes, Cyprinidae. The record is from RefSeq and is a predicted model, not a curated record. The transcript is spliced from 2 exons. The coding region runs from base 1654 to 1923 and encodes 89 amino acids.